Molecule: messenger RNA, 3418 nt
Organism: Pantherophis guttatus
Lineage: Eukaryota; Metazoa; Chordata; Lepidosauria; Squamata; Colubridae
Gene: FUT8
Product: fucosyltransferase 8
Biological process (GO): protein N-linked glycosylation
Cellular component (GO): Golgi cisterna membrane
Molecular function (GO): glycoprotein 6-alpha-L-fucosyltransferase activity; protein binding
Source: RefSeq, a predicted model, not a curated record
AGGCAACGGGCGCCAGGGCCUUCGCGUCCCUUCCCAUCUCGCGCGCGCCCUCGUUUCUUUACAGUUCCUUAGGUCGGAUUACUUCCUUCCCUAUCGGCCAGGCUUUCGGGCGCGCGGGGAGAGCGCGUCUGCGCGCGCCGUUUCUCUCUCUCCCCCCGCCACCCCCCCCCCACGUCCGCGUUCUGUCAACGUCUCGCCCCGGCUCCAGUCUUCUGGCGGCUCCUUUUAAGCGGCGGUGGGUUCCUGCUUCCGUCUUCUCGGUCCUCCCCCCCCCCCCCACCAAUCUCUCGCUUACUCCCUCCCCCGCUUCCAUCGCAUUCUCCCCUCGCGCGCCGCCUCCCCGCUUCUCCUCCAUCGGAGACCCCGGCACUGCGGGAGCUUUGGCCGGCGCGGAGACCCAAAAAAAAAGCCAGGUUGCCGGCGCGGAUUUAAGAUAUAUAUACUUGAAUACUAUAAUGCCAAAGGAAAACCUCCUUUCCCUCUUUCAGACGUAAUUUUCAUUGAUUUCUCUGGAAUUUACCGUAUGUCAAGGGAGAAAACAUCCAGACUAACCCAAAGUUACCUUUGGCAGCUAUGUCAUCCCCCAUUCCUUCCAUUUCCUGAUAUACGUUAGCCUGUCCAUCUCAGCACAUCGGAGAAUCCUGUUUAUUAUCAGAUGGUCAGGGGGCGUAUCUGCAUCUUUCCACAGUUGAGCAAAUGCCAUUCUCGCUGUUGAGACAUGGACAAAUAUAUACCAAUCCUUCUUGUCUUAUUCUGAGCAUAAAGCCAAAACAUUUGUGACCUUAGUACUUGGAAUGUUCAUCAUCCUGGAUAAUUAUUCUGAAAUUCUGCUAUAGGAUAAAUGCCUUGAUAAGAAAAAGGUGAUGAUGAAUAGCACUGAAGCCUUGAAAUCCUUGUAUUGACUGAGGAAUUACAAUGUUUACUUUGUGAACAAAAACUAUUUUGUAGUGGACAAAACAUUUGAAAAUGCGGCCAUGGACUGGCUCCUGGCGAUGGAUUAUGCUCAUUCUUUUUGCUUGGGGAACAUUGCUCUUUUACAUAGGUGGACACUUAGUACGAGACAGUGAGCAUCCGGACCACUCUAGCCGUGAACUGUCAAAAAUACUAGCAAAACUUGAACGAUUGAAACAGCAAAAUGAAGAUUUAAGACGAAUGGCAGAGUCUCUCAGGAUACCAGAUGGUUCUAUUGAUCAGGGCCCUGCUGCAGGAAGAGUACAUGCUUUAGAAGAACAGCUAAUAAAAGCCAAAGAACAGAUGGAAAAUUACAAACAACAAACAGGAGAUGUGAGCUUUGGAAAAGACCAUGAAAUUCUAAGAAGAAGGAUUGAAAAUGGAGUCAAGGAGUUUUGGUUUUUUCUCCAGAGUGAACUGAAGAAAUUAAAAAACUUGGAAGGAAAUGAAUUGCAUAAACAUACUGAUGAACUUCUAUCUGACUUGGGUGAUCAUGAAAGGUCAAUAAUGACAGAUCUGUUUUACCUCAGUCAAACUGAUGGAGCAGGUGAUUGGCGAGAAAAAGAAGCCAAAGAUUUGACAGAGCUAGUGCAGAGGAGAAUAACUUAUCUGCAGAAUCCCAAGGAUUGUAGCAAAGCCAAGAAACUAAUAUGCAAUAUCAACAAAGGAUGUGGUUAUGGUUGUCAACUUCAUCACGUGGUCUAUUGCUUCAUGAUAGCAUAUGGCACUGAAAGGACACUGAUUUUGGAAUCUCAGAAUUGGCGCUACGCAACUGGAGGCUGGGAGACUGUUUUUCAGCCAGUGAGUGAAACAUGUACUGAUAGAUCAGGAAGUACUACAGGGCAUUGGUCAGGUGAAAUGAAUGACAAAAAUGUUCAAGUUAUAGAAUUGCCCAUAGUUGACAGUCUACAUCCACGGCCUCCAUAUUUGCCACUGGCAAUUCCAGAAGAUCUGGCUGAUAGACUAAUUCGCGUCCAUGGGGAUCCUCCAGUAUGGUGGGUCUCACAGUUUGUCAAAUACUUGAUUCGUCCACAGCCUUUGUUAGAAAAAGAGAUAGAAGAAGCCACAAGAAAACUUGGUUUUAAACAUCCAAUUGUUGGUAUUCACGUCCGUAGAACAGAUAAAGUGGGAACAGAAGCAGCAUUUCAUCCGAUUGAAGAAUACAUGAUACAUGUUGAAGAACGUUUCCAACUUCUUUCCCGGAGAAAGCAUAUUGACAAAAAGCGAGUCUAUUUGGCUACAGAUGAUCCUUCACUAUUACAAGAGGCAAAAUCCAAAUAUCCAAACUAUGAAUUCAUAAGUGACAAUUCUAUAUCAUGGUCAGCGGGUCUUCACAAUCGAUACACUGAAAACUCUCUGCGGGGUGUUAUUUUGGAUAUACACUUCUUGUCUCAGGCAGACUUCCUUGUGUGCACUUUUUCUUCACAGGUUUGUCGAGUUGCUUAUGAAAUCAUGCAGACAUUACAUCCUGAUGCAUCUGCCUAUUUUCAUUCUUUGGAUGAUAUUUAUUAUUUUGGGGGACAGAAUGCCCACAACCAGAUUGCAAUUUAUGCUCAUCAUCCUCGAACUGCUGAUGAAAUUCCUAUGGAAGCUGGAGAUAUAAUUGGUGUUGCUGGAAACCACUGGGAUGGCUAUUCCAAAGGCAUCAAUAGAAAAUUAGGGAGAACAGGUUUAUACCCUUCCUAUAAAGUAAAAGAGAAAAUUGAGACAGUCAAGUAUCCCAUAUAUGAAGAGGCUGACAAAUAAAGGCAAGCAAAAUAAUUCAUAGCAACUUUUACUUUGAACUAUUACAACCAACCAUAUUGUUGACUUUUGUAGGAUGUGAAUUUGCAAUUUAACAUACGGUUAAAAUGAAAGCCUUUUACUGUUCAGACUGGAUGCACAGCUUGGAACAAUUUGAUAGGGCACUGUUUGAACUUUGUUAUAUGCACACUGCACACAUGCACACUGAUACACAUUCAACAGGAACUAUUGUUUUAUACUUUUUGUCUUUCUGAGAAUAUGUUCCUCCCAUGAAUCAUAUAUGAAUUUUGGGCUCGGUUCUUUGCCAUUAAUAAACUAUAAGACUUUUAACACUGCUGCAUUAUGUAAUUUAAGUGACAUGAGCAUAUUUUGUAUGUGCAGAAUAUAAAAUAUGGUGCCUCUUUCUGAAAGAUCAGUGACAUUUUAGAAGAGCCAUGUCUCGUUCUCCUGAUGGGCAAGAAUUAUGCUUGCCUUUCACUGAUGUUAUGACCACUCAACAUGCUCCAACCAACAGAUUUAAACAAUCAGAAUACCUAUCUCUUUACAGGAUUUUUUGCUAGCAAUUUCAUUGAUUAAUUCAACUCAUCAUUAAUUAAAAAAUACAUCCAACUAUACAAUAAUUGUCUGGUAGAAAUUUUUGUAAAACUAUGCCAUGAACUGAUUCUUUAGUACUGUUUCUUGACAUUGUCUUUGAUAACAAAAAAUAAAUUAAAAAAUGAAUGGU